UUUAGUCCAGUUGUUAUGGACUUCCACAGAGGUGAGUUUCUCUUCUCUUCUUGAUAUAGGUAGACAUUGCAGUCAUCGAAUAGGAACUGUAUAACAUUUUCUAAAACCACAGGCACAACGUCGCGAUAUUUCCUGGAACGCUUCCUUAACAGACCAGGCAGGGGAUUUAGGGUUUGAGAAGUCAAUGAGAGAAGUGAAAAAUGCUUCCUUAGUUAAUUUUCUCGAAAGCUAAAGGCACAACCUAGAUUGGAGCCAAUGUCUUUUAACAUGUUAUUACUCCAACCUCGUGAAAGUGACAAACUAACAAGUUUUUUUUAUUCUAGUCAGAAAAACAACUAUAUAUCGAAGUAGGGGCUUUGAUUUUGACGGCCUGCACAUGGGAUGAAUAGAAGACUGUUUGACCCGAUGACGUGCUUCUACGCAUUGAGCUGUACUUGCCAACGUCGCCUGUACAAGUGUGAUCAGUGGCAUAGGCAAAGCCACAACAGUUGAACUACUAAGGCGCGGGGGUCGGGUGAUCAUGGCUUGCAGGGACAUGAAGAGGACUGAGGAAGCAGCACAGGAGAUUCGACUGGAGACUGGUCCAGAUUCGGGAGAACUCCUCAUCAAGUGCCUGGACCUCGCAUCACUGAAAUCCGUGCACAGUUUCUGCGAAGACAUCAUCAAGGAAGAGCCCAGGAUUGACGUGCUGAUCAACAAUGCAGGGAUCUACCAGUGCCCUUAUACCAGGACGGAGGAUGGCUUCGAGAUGCAGUUCGGGGUGAACCACCUCGGCCACUUCCUCCUCACCCACCUCCUCCUGGACCUCCUGAAGCGCUCUGCGCCCAGCCGCGUGGUUGUGGUCUCCUCCAAACUCUACAAGUACGGCGAGAUCGACUUUGACGACCUGGAUAGCGAACGGCGCUAUGACAAGGCCUUUGCCUAUGGCCGAAGCAAGCUAGCCAACCUCCUCUUCACCUGCGAGUUGGCCCGCCGCCUCGAGGGGACUGGGGUGGCGGUCAAUGCAUUGACCCCGGGGAUAGUGAGGACUAACCUGGGCAGGCAUGUCAAUAUCCCCCUCCUGGCCAAGCCCCUGUGGGAGUUGGCAUCCAGGGCCUUCUUCAAGAGCCCAGAGGAGGGGGCGCAGACCUCGGUCUACCUGGCCUGCUCGCCCGACGUGGAGGAGGUCCAGGGGAAGUGCUUUGCGGACUGCCAGGAGCAGAAACUUCUGCCCAAGGCUACGGACCAAGAGGUGGCCAGGAAACUUUGGGAUAUUAGUGAAGUCAUGGUGGGCAUAACCAUGUGAUAAAGAACGUCAACCUUUCACUCCCACCAAUUUGAACGCAAAGAGAGGACUUUGGACCUCUCAAAAAAGGUGAAGUGAACUAGCAAAAGGCAAGGGCAGUGUGAAUGCAAAGAAAAUAGUUUUUUUUUGCUUCGUACUGCAGAGAACUGUGGGAUGCCUGUUGCUAUGCAUUGUGAUUAUAUUGCCUUGACACAAUUAUUUUUCACUGGUAUGUUGUUAUACCAUGCCGGCAAUUAUAUUAAACUCUAAGUGAAGGGA
Molecule: messenger RNA, 1543 nt
Organism: Oncorhynchus mykiss (rainbow trout)
Lineage: Eukaryota; Metazoa; Chordata; Actinopteri; Salmoniformes; Salmonidae
Gene: rdh14a
Product: retinol dehydrogenase 14a
Source: RefSeq, a predicted model, not a curated record